AUGGCCCGCACCAAGCAAACUGCCCGCAAAUCCACUGGUGGCAAAGCCCCUCGCAAACAACUCGCGGCCAAGUCCUCUGCGCGCAAGACAGCUGCCGCUGCUGGUGGUGUCAAGAAGCCCCAUCGCUUCAGGCCCGGAACUGUCGCUCUCCGUGAAAUCCGCCGUUACCAAAAGUCCACCGAGCUGCUCAUCCGCAAGCUCCCCUUCCAGCGUCUCGUCCGUGAAAUCGCUCAGGAUUUCAAGACUGAUCUCCGCUUCCAAUCGUCCGCUGUCAUGGCCCUCCAGGAAGCUGCUGAGGCGUACCUCGUCUCCCUCUUCGAAGACACAAACUUGGCGGCUAUCCACGCCAAGCGUGUAACCAUCCAACCCAAAGAUCUCGCUUUGGCCCGCAGACUGAGAGGAGAGCGGUCAUAG
Psilocybe cubensis is the source of this 414-nucleotide messenger RNA. RefSeq lists its product as uncharacterized. Bases 1 to 414 code for a protein of 137 amino acids. Gene Ontology annotation, cellular component: nucleosome. Gene Ontology annotation, molecular function: structural constituent of chromatin; DNA binding; protein heterodimerization activity. Lineage: Eukaryota; Fungi; Basidiomycota; Agaricomycetes; Agaricales; Agrocybaceae. The record is from RefSeq and is a predicted model, not a curated record. The transcript has 3 exons.